This is a messenger RNA of Anthonomus grandis grandis, 2652 nucleotides long. RefSeq names its product protein asteroid-like. Lineage: Eukaryota; Metazoa; Arthropoda; Insecta; Coleoptera; Curculionidae. The transcript is spliced from 2 exons. The record is from RefSeq and is a predicted model, not a curated record. Bases 343 to 2556 code for a protein of 737 amino acids.
UUGCCGCCAGAACACAAUCUCUAUCUCAAACUAAAUAUUUCCUUCUCUAGUAUACAACAAUAAAUUAUUACCAAUAAAUAAUUAUUUUCCAUUAAAUGCGGACAUUAAAGCCAAUCUUGAACACACAACCCAAAUAACAGAAGAAAAAUUGCACUUUAUUUGACCUUAGCCACUAUCUAUUCUCUAACUGUUUACAAUCCUUUAACCUUAUAUUUAUUAGAGUACUAUAUUUGUUUUUAGAAUACUAUAUUUUAUACUUAAUAUAAGACACAUAUUUCAAAGCAGCGUAAACAUACAUGAGCGACAUAACUUCACUUAAAAGUCACCCCACAGAGUGACAAAAUGGGGAUCCGAGGCCUCACAACUUUUAUAAACAACCGAGCCCACUUGUACCUCCAAGACUACGAGCUGCACCACACCAAUGUCGUUAUAGACGGUAACGGGGUGGCCUCCCAUUUGUACAAAUGGCACUGUCGAAGCAAUGAUUGUUUUGGGGGUGAUUAUGAUAAGUUUGCCGCUGUUAUCCAUGGGUUUUUUAACAUGCUGGCACAGUGUAGCAUCAUACCUUAUGUUAUCUUAGAUGGAGGUUAUGAGAAGAGAAAACUUAAUACUGUUCUCAGUAGAAUGAGGAAUAAGGUUAUAGCAGCCGAAGGACUGAAUGCUGUUACUGAAGGGAGUGAAUCAGUGUUUCCAUUAUUUCUUAGAGAGGUUUUUGUGGAUAUCGUGCUCAGUUUAGGUGUAAAGGUUGCUAGGUGUGAUUUUGAAGGAGAUAUGGAGGUGGCUGGGAUUGCCAGGGCUCUGGACUGUCCGGUGAUAAGUUAUGAUUCAGAUUUUUAUAUUUUUGGAUGUUUGUACAUACCGUUUUCAACUAUUGAGCUUGUGGUUAAAAGGGGGAAAGAUGCUACAAGAACUGCAUAUUCUUAUCUCCCUUGUAAGAUUUACAGGGUAGAAAAUUUCUUGCAAGCAUUUGGGGGACUGGAUAAGAAUAAUUUGCCACUUUUAGCUGUUUUACUUGGCAAUGACUAUAUAAAAAGAAGUCUUUUUACACCUUUUUUUAGGAAUUUAAAAAUUCAAAAGUGCAGCGGUGUUGUGAGUGACCAACAAAAAAGGAUUAAAAGUGUUAUAGUUUGGCUGCAAAAUGAAGAGAACAUUGAGGAGGCAAUUAAGAAGGUCUUAAGUAGAUUUAAGGAUGGCAGAAGGAAAGUUGUUUUAAGGAAAAUCCAAGAGGCAAUGAAGUGCUAUUAUGAGAUGAAUUGUGAACUUUUAAAUUAUCUUGGAAUUAACAAGGGACCAAUUUCAUGUGUUGAUGUCAAUUUUGAUAAGUUAGAAGCCGCUGAGUAUAAUGAGGAUGAUAUCAGUGAUACUGGUGCAAGUAAUGACGAUAGUGAAAUUGAAGCAAAUAAAGAUGUUGAACUAGAAGAUGUACUCAAUAAAGAUACUCCUAAUCCAAGCAGUUUUCUAUCAGAAAUUUUCAAGAAAAACUAUAGAAACUGUCAAUAUCCAGCAAGUUUUAUGGAUAUGGUAACAAUGAGUAGAUACUACUGUGUACCACAAGUAGAAGUGAGCAGUUUCAAACAUUCUCACACAAUUUCCCUGGAUAUUUUAAACAUUAUUUUUAAAAUACUUACCCCUGAAUGUGAAAAAAGGUUAAAAAUUGUCUACAGAGCUGGAAAGAUUAGGGUGCAUUUUACUGCCCUAAACAGACCCAAUGUUUUUGUGCCUUCCCUAGAACAGAUUCAGAAAUACAACCAAGAGGAAAGACAGUUGCUUCUAUUGGAAUUACUUUCCAUAGAUAAAAAGUUUUUUGAAGUUUUUAAUAGUUUUCCGGUAGAAUGGCAUCUCUUAUUAAUAAGCCUUAAAUAUUACAUUGAAAAAACUUCUAUAGACAAGGCAUUAAUAUACUCUUGUCUCAUGUGCUUUAUAAUUUUACAAUACAUUGACAAAAAGAUCGGUUUUCAUAGAGUCUCAAAGACAUUUGACAAGAAAUUCACUGAAAAGUUGGAAAAAGCUAAAACCAACAACCAGUUUACUAACUUUGAAGCCUUCUCGUUCGACGACUGUUUAGUUUUUAUGAAUAAAAUGAUUAGUUCUUUCCAAAUGGAUGCCAAACUUAAAGGAAACUAUAGACUAUAUGAUAAGACUUUGGUCCACUCAACGUCAGAACUUCAAAGUGUCUUAUUACAUGUGAAAUAUUUAAAUUCCCUCUUAAACAAUCCAUUUCCAAUACUGGAGAUUCACCAAAUUUUUGAUGGGACAUUCAUUUAUAACAUGACAAUAAAUUUGAGGAAAAGGACUGAUAUCAUUGAUUAUUUAACAUUAUUCCUCAAAGAAUGCCCUUGCAUGCUUGAGUGCAUAAAAAAUGUAAUAAGUAAAGUUGAGGACGAUUUUGAUUGUGGCACCUACCUUGUAGGCAAUAUAAAGAAACCUAGGAAAAAGAAGAAGAAAAAGUCAGUGACUUUAGAGCAUAUUGAUAUGGAUAAAGAUGAGGAUUUGGAAGCAGACAUUGAUGGUCUGGUUGAUCCUAAUAAUCCCUAUUCAAUUUUGGCUGUUUUAUAGGAACAAAGGGAUUCAGGCUUAUGUCAUAAAAAAAGAAUGUGUUAUUUUUAAAAAUCUUGUUCCAUUAUAUUACAUUGUUAACCUUAAUACAUACAA